Phanerochaete carnosa HHB-10118-sp is the source of this 1581-nucleotide messenger RNA. RefSeq lists its product as uncharacterized. Bases 1 to 1581 code for a protein of 526 amino acids. The transcript has 9 exons. Lineage: Eukaryota; Fungi; Basidiomycota; Agaricomycetes; Polyporales; Phanerochaetaceae. The record is from RefSeq and is a predicted model, not a curated record.
AUGGCGAAGAGGGGGAAGAAGGCAGCGUCAGAGUUGACACCCGCUGACCUCGCCACAACUUAUACACUCAUUUACUCUUUCUUGAAGAAGCAGUCACAUUCUGAGGCUGCAAAGGCUGUGAAAAACGCUGCGAAAGAUAUCGUAGUGCUUAAGGACGGCGUGGAGGUCGAUGGACCUCCGAUGGACGAGGUUGUCAAAAUGUGGAAGGCUCUUGCUGUCGCCUCAUCAAGUGAGGAGAAUUCUAACUCUCGCUCAGACUCGGACUCAGACUCUUCGAGCUCGGACUCCGACGACUCUUCGUCAUCAUCUUCCAGCUCAAGCUCUGAAGACUCCGAUGGCACUCCCGUGAAGAAGGAGCAGAAGGCCAAGCAGCCCGUCAAAGCAAAGAAGGCCGCCUCUUCCUCAUCAUCCAGCUCUAAGUCUGAAUCCGGUGCAAAGAAGAAGGCGGUCAAAAAGGUUAAGAAGUCGUCGCCUCCGAAGGCACCCAGCUCCUCGUCUUCAAGCUCAUCCGACUCAAGCUCUGAUACCUCAAGCUCUGGGUCUGAAGAUGAGAAGCCUGAGAUCGCGGCGAAGGCUGAGGCUAAGGCAAAGUCUCCCCCAGUAGCGUCAAGCGAAACAAUGACCUCCGGCAGCGAGCACAAGGAGGAGGGCCCUGCCUCCGACUCAGAUAAUGAUAGCGACUCCAGCUUGACUUCAACGGGCCGAAUGAAGACUGCCACCAAGAAGGUGAGGUUCGUGAAGAAGCCAGUGGAGGCUGCGAAAAAUGAAAAGAAAUCUGUGAAGAAGACGAAAAGUAGCUCGAGCGAUAGUGAGUCAGAGGAGGGAACGAAGCCGAAGGUGCCUGGGAAAGAAUCGAAAAAGGACAGCAGCGGCAGUAGCAGCGAGGGCUCGAGCGAUAGCGAGUCAGAGGAGGAGGCAAAGCCGAAGGUGCCUAAGAAGGAGCCGAAAAAGGAGAGCAGCGACGAUGACAGCAGCAGUAGCAGCAGCGACAGCGAGGGCGAGAAGGCGAAGAGGGAGGUAAAAAAAGAAGUGAAGGACGUGAAAAUGGUCGACUCGAAGAUGCAGGUCGAUGGCGAGACCAGCUCAAGCUCGAGCUCCGAGUCCGACUCAGACUCGGAUUCGGACUCGUCGAGCUCCGAAGACGAGAAGGAGUUGGUGAAGGAGAAGCCCAAGCCUGUGAAACACACGGACCAGCUGACCGUGACGAAGAAGCAGCGGACAACGGAGGAAGGUGACGCUGUCACGACCGCGACCGCGACCACGUCACGCGAGGUCUCUGAGACUCCUACACCGAAUGGCACCGCUAAGCAGAAUGGCAAGAAGGGCAAGCAGCCCCGCACGCAAGGCGAACGCUUCUCGCGUAUCACAGCUGGUAAAGUCUCUUUCGCCGAUGAACGUUUGAAGAACAACAGCUUCGAGUCGAGGCUAGCUGGUCAAGACGACUACGGUGCUCGAGCAAGUAAGGACCUAAUUGUCACUCGCGGCGCCGGCUUCCGGAAGGAGAAGAAUAAGAAGAAACGGGGAAGUUACCGUGGCGGGGACAUUACCAUGCAAAGUCAUAGUAUCAAGUUCACAGAUUGA